Molecule: messenger RNA, 1026 nt
Organism: Sorghum bicolor (sorghum)
Lineage: Eukaryota; Viridiplantae; Streptophyta; Magnoliopsida; Poales; Poaceae
Exons: 2
Coding region: 23-394 (123 amino acids)
Source: RefSeq, a predicted model, not a curated record
CAUAGAGAUCGACGACGUCGCCAUGGAUAUCACCACUGGUUCUGUGUCCAUUAAGGCCAUCGACGCAGGACUUGGAGCCUACCUUGAACAUCCACGCACACCACGGAUAGAAUCUUCGCCGAGUGUAGUAGCAACAAGUGACAUAAGCAAUAUAAAUUCUAAAGAACAUUUGAAGCCAGUGGUUGGAAUGAUGUUUGAUAGUGUCCCAGAUGUUGAGGAAUUCUAUAAGUCGUAUGCACAUGAUGUUGGUUUCUCUGUUCGUAUUGGUCAGCAGAGGAAGGGAGAUGAGGAAAUAUUACUCAAGAGGUAUUAUUGUUCAAGACAAGGGUUCACUAAGGAGAAGGUACCAGAUGCUAGUGAAGAAUUUGGAAAAAAAGGAAGCCGCCAAAACUGAUGGAAACUAGAUGUGGUUGUCCGGCACAUAUUGUUGUAAAGCUUGACAAUAACAAUAAGUAUCGAAUAGUUUCAAUGGUUAGGAGCACAGCCAUGGUUUUGUUUCGCCAAAUAAAAGGCAUUUGCUAAGAUCCAAUCGUAGAGACAAUGAGAGGGUUAAGAAUACUUUGUUCAAUUGUCAGAAGGCUAGCAUUGGCACUUCACAGGCAUAUCGACUUCUCCAUGUCACUGAGGGUUUGAAGCUGGCAAUGCGAAAAAAAAUUUCAUAUUCCCGGAACAUGUUUGAAGAUCUAGUACAAAUGGCCAAGAACUCUGAACCAGCGAUUGACUUUUUGUGUUCUAGUCUAUCGAGCCUAGUGGAACCUCUACAAAAGAUCGUUCUGCUGCUGCAGUUAGUAAGCAGGAUGAGUUCCAAACAUUCCUUAGUGGAAAAAUUCCAGAUGAAAUACAAAUACAUCCACCAACUAAUAUCGUGUCUAGAGGGCAAUGCAAAAGAAUUAUGAAGAGCAAGGAGAAGAAGGAACCAAAAAACGGCCGUGUGGAAAAUGCAAGCAAAUAGUAACAGAUCAUGAUGCACGGAAUUGCCCAAAUAAGGUUGAUGGCUGAUUGUUUGCUUUAUGCCACCAGAUGUAA